This is a messenger RNA of Colossoma macropomum (tambaqui), 10144 nucleotides long. It is a transcript of the gene btbd7, whose product is annotated as BTB (POZ) domain containing 7. The coding region runs from base 804 to 4010 and encodes 1068 amino acids. The record is from RefSeq and is a predicted model, not a curated record. Gene Ontology annotation, molecular function: protein binding. NCBI's taxonomy places the organism in Eukaryota, Metazoa, Chordata, Actinopteri, Characiformes, Serrasalmidae. The transcript is spliced from 11 exons. Gene Ontology annotation, biological process: morphogenesis of a branching epithelium.
UCUGCGUUUUAAUCAGGCGGUGUUAAUCAUAAGUGUACUGAUGGAUCAGUCCCUGUGGAGUAUGGAGGAAAAGUGGUUUGGGCCUUUUAAACUCAGCAACAGUGCCCACUUGGCUCAGUCAGUCGGAGGAGAGUGGAAGUGGAGCGGGGGGCGCUAGCUGAGCUAAGCCCGGGGAUGUAGCUCGCAGUUGGGAUGGCAAAUCGUCCGUUUUCCGCAUAGUUAGAACGCGUAUAGGGGGGUCGAGGCAUAACGCGAAAGCGAUGACGUUCGUUUGGUUGCUGGAACUGACCGCAUUUGUGGACUAAGAAGCGAAGCGUUUCGAUAAAAGUUUUGCUCGCGAACGUUAGUAAAACCCGAAUCCGAGAAUUCGGCUAGCUGUGAUCAUGACGCGUCCGGCGGUGAGCGUUAGCUACUGUUAAAAAGUAGCUAGCUCGCUAGCAUUAGCUAGCAACAUGGACGUGUCCGUACUCAUAAGACGAUGAGUUCUAGGCUGAACUAGUUAGCUAGCUGUAACGCUAGCAAGCGAAGUAGGUUGGCAGAACUUGGUCAGAACUACGUUUAGGAAUUGAAAGAGCAGUCAAAAACCUGAACGGAUAUUUUUACUUUCUUCUAAACGGCAAGGGACCGUCAAACUUGACAGAGGAAUGGCUGAUAGCGCUCCAGUUUCAGCUCAUCUACGCAGGCCUGAAUGAGUGAAGUGGUGAACGAGUCUGUGCAUUUUCACUGGAGCGGAAUGAUUUAGCAGGGUGGCACCAGCCGUGCAUGCCAAUAAGAGGAGGAGGAGGAGGAAGAAGGGGAAGAGGAUGGGUGUUAAUGCCUCCAGCUAUCCUCACUCGUGCUCUCCUCGCUUUGGGGGGCAUUCACAGACCCAGCAGACCUUCAUAGGGACAUCCUAUGCACCCUCGCAGGGUUAUGGCGGCGAGUCAAAGCUCUACAGCCUGGAGCAUGGUGUUGAGAAACCUCAGGACAAAAAGAAGAAGAGCUCCGGCCUGGCGACCCUCAAGAGGAGGUUCAUCAAGCGCCGCAAGUCCAGCCGCUCGGCAGACCAUGCACGGCAGAUGCGCGAGUUGCUCUCCGGCUGGGACGUGCGAGAUGUUAACGCCCUAGUGGAGGAAUAUGAAGGCACGGCUGCUCUGAAGGAGCUCAGCGUGCAGGCCGGCCUGGCCCGGCCUGAGGCCAGAACAUUGCAGCAGGACCUGGCUGCCCUGUACCAGCACAAAUACUGCACAGAUGUGGACCUGAUCUUCCAGGACACAUGCUUCCCAGCACAUCGCGCCAUCCUGGCAGCUCGCUGUCCGUUCUUCAAGACACUCCUGUCCUCAUCUCCAGGCUAUGGUGCUGAGGUGCUGCUGGAUGUUGGUACGGCAGGGAUGGAUGCAGCCAUGUUCUCCUCACUGCUGCAUUACCUCUAUACUGGUGAGCUGGGCGCAGAGGACACACGGCUGCAGAACAUAGACGUCCUUGUGCGGCUGAGUGAGGAAUUCGGGACACCCAACUCUUUGGAAGCAGAUAUGCGCUACUUGUGCGAGCACAUGUGUUACUAUGACUCUCUGCUCAGCUUUUCCUCCGAGUCUGAGCUGGUGGAGCCAUUCGGUGCCAGCGGGCCUCCUCCCAGCACCAGUAGCUCAAGCCACAGCGCUCCAGAAGAGGAGCUGAGGGCCCACAAGGCAAUACUUUCGGCCCGCUCACCCUUCUUCCGCAACCUGCUGCAGCGACGCAUCCGUACCGGAGAGGAGAUCACAGAGAGAACGCUGCAAACACCCACUCGCAUCAUCCUGGAUGAGUCCAUCAUCCCAAAGAAGUACGCCUGCGUCAUCCUGCACUGUAUGUACACCGACGCAGUGGACCUGUCCUUAGUGCUGCGCGGGAGUCCGUCAGCAGGGAGUCUGGGGGAGGUGCAGGCUUUGGUGGCAGGAAGAGGCAGCAUGAGUCGAGCCGAAGAGGCCAUGGAGCUGUACCACAUCGCUCUGUUUCUGGAGUUCAGUAUGCUGGCUCAGGGCUGUGAGGACAUUGUGGUGGAGAGCAUCUCGCUGGACUCUGUGGUGGCCAUCCUUAAGUGGAGCUCACAGCCCUAUGGCUCGAAGUGGGUCCAUCGGCAGGCAAUGCACUUCUUGUGCGAGGAGUUCAGCCAGGUCAUGACAUCGGAUGUCCUCUACGACCUGAGCAAAGAGCACCUGCUCAGUGCCAUCCAGUCUGAUUAUCUACAGGCCAGCGAGCAGGACAUCCUCAAGUAUGUAGUGAAGUGGGGAGAAAACCAGCUCAUCAAGAGGAUGGCUGAUCGGGAGCCCAACUUGCUGAGUGGCACAGCACAUAGCGUGAAUAAGCGCGGAGUGAAGAGGAGAGAUCUGGACCUGGAGGAACUGAGGGAGAUUCUGUCUCCUCUUCUGCCCUGUGUCCGCACUGAGCACAUUCUGCCCAUCAACAGCGAGGUUCUCUCAGACACUCUGAAGCGUGGUCUGAUCAGCACGCCUCCUUCAGACAUGCUGCCCACAGCUGAGGGUGGCAAGGCCAAUGCCUGGCUCAGGCAGAAGAGUGCUGGAAUCUACGUUCGCCCUCGUCUCUUUUCCCCCUACGUGGAGGAGGCCAAGGCGGUUUUAGAUGAGAUGAUGGUGGAGCAGACUGAUCUGGUGAGGUUGCGCAUGGUGCGCAUGUCCAACGUGCCUGACACGCUCUACAUGGUCAAUAAUGCAGUACCCCAGUGCUGUCACAUGAUCAACCACCAGCAGCUGGCUGGCAGCCAAACAGCCCCGCCCUCAGUUGUGGCCAAUGAAAUACCAGUUCCGAGGCUGGCAGUGGUGAAGGAAAUGAUUCGUCGGUUGCAGGAGUUGCGGCACACAGAUCAGGUGCAGCGAGCGUACGCACUGAACUGCGGUGAGGGCGCUACAGUCAGCUACGAGCUGCAGAUCCGCGUGCUCAGGGAGUUUGGCCUGCCUGAUGGAGCUGCAGAACUGCUCCAGAACCCGCACAAAUUCUUCCCUGAGGAGCGUUUUGGAGAUGAGAGCCCUAUCCUGGCUGGGCGCCAGUCAGGUCGCUGUCGUGUCAACAGCACACCAGCGGUGGAGAGCAUGUUCACAGACCUGCAGGCUCUGGUGGGUUUCCACCCACCCCUACCCCCACCUCCACCUCCAUACCACCCCCCCACCACACCGGGCCAUAGCCAGCAGCAACUCAGGACUGGCUGGAGGCCUCGCGUGCCCAGCCAGCCGCCCUCUCGCUCUUUUUCCUACCCUUGCAACCACUCGCUGCUCCACAGACAGCCGUCCUCUAAAAUGGGCAGCCCCAUUUACCCACCCGGAGCCAAGGCCCUGCCCCCAGACUGUACCAACCCACAGGGGAGGAGCCUGAACCUAGAAAAACAGGGGAACAUGGAGCCAGUCAUCAGUGAGUUCAUGCCGGACAUUGCCAUUGGAGUGUCGGCUAUGAGCCUGAAGGAUCGGCGCCUCCCUGAGGUCACUAUGGAAGUUGAGGCUCACAACUCGCACCCUCACGUCUCCACAGCUCCUCCGAUCUCUCAUUGCUACUCUGGCCGACACCCUCACUCCUCGCGCAAACGGCACGCAGCUGAGCCCAAGGCCGAUGGUCCGCAGCCUGACCUAUAUGAGUUCUCGGGACGCCACGCGCCGCACUACAGUGGUCCAGACCUUUAUAUCCACAGCCGGCCCACGGGCAGCGGGCCUCUUCCACCUGUGUACGCUGGGGAACCCCCUGAGGGCCUUCGCCUGGACGUGUUGGAGCAGCCACCGCAGAGGCUGGACCUGGCCCUGGUCACUCAGGGGGCCAACGCGCAGGCCACUCAGAGGCCACAGCCAAAAGGAGAAACGGACCUUACUAGUGGCCUAGGGCCUUCCUCUGAGCCAUACGAUGAGUGGCCCCCAGGCCGUCGAGCUGGGGCAGAGGGGCCAGGACUGGGCCUGGGCAGCGGCAGCACAGGGGAAGAGGGAGGAAUGGGGGGCCGGGACCGUAGGUCACCUAAUAAACAAGAAUACCUUUACCGGAAGUCUGCACUCUGACCCCUGAGAAAGACUGAGGGACCCCCCAGUCCUGUACCCCUUUGUGCUCAGUGGAGGGGCAACAGCUAUGCGUGUUAAUGAGGGCACUUAAAGCCUGGAGUGACUUUCUCUCAAAAGGCUCAAGACACAAACCACAUAUAGAUUGAAAGCCUUAUGUAAGAGCUUGGUUUGGUUGGGUGCUAAGAAAGAGAGGGGGAUACACAGCAAAUAUCUAAAUGCUGCAGUUCUUCUCCUCAAGCAGUGUACAAACCUCUGAAACUAAGGUUCACUUGUUCCCCCUGUAGCCCUGCCUGUACAGGAGGUGCAACUGACAAUCAGGACAGAAAUGAAACCCCGUCUUACAUGGUCUCCCAAACUGCAUAACGAUGCAGAACCAUCACUGUGCAUUUCCAUUACUCUCAUCUCCAUGCCUUUGAGUGAGAGCUGUGGCAGAAUGAGAGAAGACUUAUUUAUUUAUAUAGACAAAUGCAUUUUACCAUUCCUUAGGAAUAAAUUGAAAAAUGCCCAGGCAACAAACAACACUCUCAAAGGCCUUCGCCUCGUCCAUGACAAAUAGUUCCCUCUUUGUUUGAAGGGAGAACGGCAGUAAUAGCUUUUGUAAUCCGCUGCAACAGGCUUGUACAUUAGCCUGAGCAAUUUAAAGACUGGGCUGGAACAUAAAGAGGAAAACAAAUGAAAUCCCCCUGCCUCUUAUAAGGCUGUGCAACAGGCAUAACAAUUGCAAAGAAGCUCCAUUACCUGUGCAGUAGACAUUUGUUUGUUGUGUCUGUCAGUGUUUUCUUUUUCCUCCUGUCCUGUCCUUUUCUUUCACUUGUCUUCUUUCUCUGCUUGGACAUUCUCCAUCUUUCUUUGUUUCAGGUAGUUAUUCUUUCCCGUUCUAUUACUGAAAGGCAUUUCCACUCAGAAAGUAGGUGAAUAGGUGGUGGUCUUUCAUUUACCCUCCAGAGAGAUCUCAACCAAACCAACCUUAGAAUCUCGACAUCUUUGCAGUGGACGUGCAUUUGUGCUAUGAGUCUCUGAGUGAUGCCUGCACAUCCUUCUACUCAACCAAUGAUCAACAAUUAUGAUGUCAAGAACAGGUCCUGCAAAAAAAAGAAAAAAAACAAGGAAGAGGUAUUAUGAACUUAAGGAUGCAGAGGGAAUAUUGCCUUUCUGGAGGACUAGACAUGGCGUAAGAAGCAUUACCUCACAUUACCUGCAUUCCACCCUCAAAUGAUUAAUUUUCUAUGUUUGGCAAGUUCACACCAAAAAAGAGCGCAUCUCUGAGUGCUGCAUCUGUUAAUGUUAUCAAACGCCCCUGCUGUUUGAACCUCACCUCAGUUUACUCUCUUCCUGUUAUCCUCAUGAGAAAAGGAUCCUCAUGAGAAAAGGAUCUCUCUCAGAUUCACUUGCUGAUGCAUUAAAUAUGCAGCUUUGAUAUUCAUGUGAAUACUCUUUAUCCCAUGUUUGAUGGUACUGUAAUAUUAUGGUCUUUUAUCAUACUCAAGUACAACACCUGUGGAAUGUCUCAGUAUCAGGGAAAUGUUGCAGUGAUCACAUUUCAUUCAAGAGCUCAUCCUGAAGAGCUGUCAUUACUGUUUUCUGUUGUCCAUUUGUUUGGCACUGUGGAUGGAGCGUUGAGUGGUUGCUAUAAUACCAUGGAAUAUUUUUCAUUUUAAUUAAUUUUUGGCUUAUUUGUGAGCAUUCAUUGCUUCCUGGUUUGUUUUGGAUUGUUUGGUCACUAUGGCUCUUUGGGAUUGGCCUCAGUAUGUGAGGCUACAUGUUUUACAUUCAGUUUCAUUUGCCGUUGAGUUGAUCAAGGGGUGAAACUGCUCUGUACUUAAAGCCAGUGGGGUGUAAUCAUCUGUCAUCUUGGCUGGCUUUUUAAAUCACAUGAACUUUGGCUUAUUGAAAUGUAAGCUUAGUCUUGCUUGCUACACUCUACCUCUCUUUAGCUGUCCUGCCAUUCACGCUGUUGUGGUUUCGUUUAUUCUCUUCCACCAGUUUCACUCCCAUCAGACCUUCUUAGCCUUAUGUUCCAAACACAAUUUUCUGAGUAGUCAGAAAUCACAUCGUUCAACAGUGUCACAGUAACCAAUUUCUCUUCAUUCUACUAUUUUAUUUUUUAUUUUUUUUGCAUAGCAUUUUGUUAUACUUCUAAGAAAAGUCACAGCUUCUAUGAUAUGGUGGAAGGGUCAGAGUGCUAAGUGAUGAACAGAAGGUUAAAUAAAUGUGUUAUUUCAGUGAUGCUCCCUGUAAAUAUAGGGAGAAGAAACAGAGUUGUGCUUCACCUCAGUUUUCACAAGGUGGCCAGUUGUUUUGUCUGGAUUUCGAGCAGUUUUACCUGCAAAUGAAGGCCUAGCAUAAUGUUGUUGGAAAUGCUUUACUCUCCCUUGAUCUGAGCGAAAUGCUCAUCACAGGCCUUCCAUCCGGGCUGCUCUCACAAACCCUCAGCGGCUAGUGCCUCCGGCCCUGACAGUGCUGCCUUCUAGACUCUGGGGGAUCAUAUGGCCUGAGAUAUGAUCCCUGUGUUUUAAGGCUUUGGUGUGGAGACGCUGUAAAGAAUCACAGCAAAAGUAGCUGCGGUAGGGAAACACUGAUCCAGUAUACUGGCACAGGUACUGACCGGUCUCUGAUAUUAGCAAGAUGUGACUGAUGCACAUUCAAUACAGUUUUUAAAUCAAGAACGUUUAAAAUGAUCCAGUAUAGAUGGCUGUUUCAUGCACUUCAUUUAUCUUACUUAUUUGUUCUUUUUCUUUUAUACACUACCAGUCAAACAUGAACACACCUAUUCAUAUAGAACAUUUUCCACAUUUUAGAAUAAUAAUGAAGACUUAAAAACUGUAAAAUACCUCAUAUAGAAUUACUCCAGUAGAAAAUAUUGGCUUUCUACGAAAUAGAACUACUCAGUGACAUCAUGCCCUUGUGACAUCAUAACUGAUUGGCUAAAAUGCAUGAACGAGGGCAGACAUUCCUAAUUAACUUUUAAUGAGAAACACACUGUAAUUAGGAGUAUAUAAUAAUUUUGAUGCCAACUCUAAAGCUUACUAAAGUCCUUCAUGAAAACUACAUGUUUCAGAAAAUAUUGUUUAAAAUAAAGUAUUUUUUGACACAUUCAUACACAUCAAUUUGAAUAUAUUUGUCUUAGAAACAACUCUGAAACUUCGAUUGGCUGCCACAUAUUGUGCCUCAUUCAGAAAGCAAUCCAGGUUGGAACUCCUUAACAUCGGCAUGAAUAGGUGGGGCUAAAAUUCUAUAGCCUGAACAGAAGGGGUGUGUGUGUGUGUGUGUGUGUGUGUGUGUGUGUGUGUGUGUGUGUGUGUGUGUGUGUGUGUGUGUGUGUGUAUAAAUAUAUAAAAACGUUAGGGUUUCAAAAAAACAAUUCUGAAUGGGCUGUUUUUGAAGUUAAAUCUCUUUAAAAAUAGACUGGGGAGUGUGUGUUUUGAAACUUUAACGUUUACCUACUACAUCUCACUCACCUGUGUCAAAAAAGCAAUGAAAAUCUAUUUGGGCUUUUUAAGAAAACAAACACACUCAGGUGUGUCCAGUUUUUUUUAAUGGUAGUGUAGUUACAGCCUUGUGUCACCUUAGAUAUAGAACAAUGAUCCAAAGCCAUUACACACAGAGAGAUAUCAAAAAAAGAGCCACUGGUGUUAGAUCUGUACUAUUGAUCAAUAUCCUGAGUUCAGGUAUUGGAAUCAAUAUCGGGAGAGGAAAAAGUGAGAUCGACAAUCCCUAAGCUGCAGCACAGAUCCUCAGAGAGCUGACGACUUAAGCAGACUGAGGGAGAGAGCAGCAUGCUAAUAGCACGAGAGAGAGAGACUGUUCUUUGUCCGUUGUUCGUACAUCCUGACACUCAAAGUGUUUAUUCCAUCACAAGUUGAUGAACAAAUUGAGGAGGAAACCCAGUAUUUUGUUUACUUUGUCAGUGCAAGUUGAGCAGCCAUUCUCACAUCAAAACUGUUUCAGCGUUUGUCCACAUUUCUUUUCCUACAAUAUAAAAAUGCCAAGCGACUGAUAUUUCCACACAUAACGGUUCAAUUACCUUCUGAGGUGCAUUAGCAUAAAAGCAGCCAGAGCUUGUGCAGUAACCAUCUAAAUGUUUUUGGCCCGUCAUUACAAAGGCCAAUUAGCAGUGUGUAAAUAACAAAGCUGCUGCGGCUGCUGCUUACUUGCAGGCACACAUAGCAACUGUUUGACAAAUUUGCUGCUAUGAAUUCUCAAGGGCUUGUUGGAACCUUUUUGCAAAGACAUUUAAAUCAUCAAUUUGUUAAUAUUUUAUUAUUCUUUUUUAUUUGUGUCUGCUCUUGUGAGUUACCUCUGCGUGUCUGUCUCCUACUUCAUAAAACAUAAACUGGGUAUUUUGAGGGAUGAAUAGAUAAUUUUUACUUUUUUACUUGUUACCAUUUAAAGUGAUGACACUUCCUAUUGACCUCACAUGGUUCAGUCACACACAGAGCCAGUCAGGCCUUAGACUGAAGAGGAUACAGUGGAAGUUGGUCAUUUUCUGUGGUAAGGCCAUUUUAAAUACCAUGGUGCAGGGAUGAUAUUACUGACUAUGCUGUAUGUCCAAAAGUUUGUAGACACCUACUCAUCCAAUGUAUCUUCUGAAGUCAAAGGUAUUAAUAGGGAAUUUGUUCCCUAUUAGCAGCUACUCUCAUGGGAUGGCUUUACACUAGAUGUUGGAACACUGCAAUCAUAUUCUCACAGCAUGCAACUACCAAAGCAUCAGUGAGGUCACGUACUGAUGUUGGCUGUUCAGUUCUGGAGCACUCAUCCAUAAGAUAAGAGCUCCAUCACUCCAGAGAAUGCAGUUCCACUGCUCUACAGAUCAAUGCUGGCAGAUCAUUGGACAUGGUGAGGCUUUUGUGUGGCUGAUCCAGAGCAUCCCAGUGCUUUUUAGUGGAGAUUAUACUAGCAGUGGGUGAACCUUAAAGUAGCUAAAUUCCCUAGUUAGAAGGGGUGUCUGGAUACUUUUGGACAUAUUAUAUCUCUUACAAGUAUAAAGAGCAACCAGCCUAUUAGAGUUUCUCCAGAGCUCAUUAACUUUGUUGUGCUUGAGAGCAAAUUUCUUUCUUUUAACCUUAAAAGCUAAUCGCAAAGACUGGGCAAUCCAGCAAAAGCAAUGGUGUAGUGUCUUUGAGAAGACAGCACUACAUUUUGGGUUCUGCUAUAAAUUUGGGGGAGGGGGGGAGAUUUUAUAUAUAUAAAUAUAUAUAUAUUGAGGUGUUGAUUUGUUUGUUUAGCAAAAUGCAUCAAACCAGCACAUUUUCAGCUGCAAGUCAUUGAAAGUGCUUAGGGAUAGGUUUGUAUUCAUAUAGUAAAUACCUAGGCUGGACUGAAUGAAAGAAUGUACAGGGAAAGGUACCAGUUGCACUACAUUUUAAAGUAGUUUUCACUCUUUGAUAACGGCGUGUCUUGUGUUUGCUGUGGAUUUAGUGGCCCUGUUGGCUUUGCGUCUGUCCUGCUAGUUUAUCCUCAGUGUCACUCUUUGCACGCAAGUUGUCUUUCCUGAAGACACAAUGCACAAUACACUCAUUCCUAACCCUUAAAGUAUUAUUUUGUUUUUGCAUGGCAUUGAGUUAUUUAGCUUCUGACUGCUGCAUGGCUGGGUUCAAUGAAAGGUUUGCCUAUGGAUGUGUGAGGGGGUAAAGGAAGUUGACUGUUUUAGUCGUGAUCUCAAUAUUCCUGCUUUUGCUUUCUCUCUGACGGAGAAAAUUGAGUGCCUUACCUGCCAGAGGCUGGGCUUUCUCCUGACCCCUUAUGUCUUAUGCAAGCCAUUUUUACAAGCCUAUGUCAACCAGUCUCUUUGUAAUACUGUAGCCAAUGCUUAAUGUACAGUGUUCUGUUUUUGUUUUGUUUAUUCAAGAGUAUUUUUCAAGAUUUUUUGGUACCUUUGAUCAGAAGCCUCGGAAAUGUUGUGUUUUGAUGUAUGUAAAGUGUAAAGAUUUUUAUAUAUAUCUAUAUAACAAAUAUGCGACACAUCUAUUUGGUGUAUAUAUACCAGGAUAAAAAAAAUAAGCUUUCUUUUAGAUUCUUGUAUGGAGUUGUGAGAAGUGUCUAUUUUUCUACUCUUCUCCGUGGGGGGCGUAACAGUGAUCUUAAAUCUGCAAUUAGAUGACUAACGUCUUUAAAAUAAACAGCUUUGAUAGUAA